AUGAAACACAUGUGGCUAACCAACAAACGCGGCUCCCUCUCCAUCUGCAAUCUUCAUCGCCUUCACCGCCGACGUCUCCGGGCUUGGCUGUUGUCACGCCGUUUUCUUGGCCAGCUUUUGGAUGCUCGACAUCUCCCACACCUUCAUCCAAGGCCCAACCCGGGCCUCCUUAUCGACGUCUCAUACGGAAAAAAUGCCUCCGUCAUGCUCGAGACUAUUUGCCUUCUUCGGAAACGUGAUCGGCUAUGCCGCCGGAGCCGCCGACACAGGCACAGUCCCUUGGCGUGCCUUCCCCAGCACCGUCCACGAUCUCGGCCACCCACUCUCCGAUGCCGGCACAUUCUCCAUCCAGCAAGCAUCCCCGUCACAGCUUUCGUCGCGCUCUCACUCUUCAACCAUUUCUCCGGCAGUGCCAACGUCCUCUCCAGAGACAAGCGAGUCUCACAGCUUCCGUCUCUUUCUCUGGUACAGGUUCCGGCGGUAUCACUAAGUGUGCCUUCUCCGAGUCCAUCUCAGGUGACGACCCCUCCGCCUACCCCGACGAGUUUCCUGGAAGCGGAGGCUCCAGUUACGGUCACUCCGUCGGUCGGUGUUCUUCGAGUUCUGCAAAACCGUCAGGGUUACCGGAUGAGUUCCCAUCAACCGGUUGUAAAACAAGAAAACAAGAAACAGUCAUCGGGACCACAAGAAGAGGAGAUCGAUCGACCGGCCAACCAACCAAUGAAGAGCUCAUCAUCAUCGUCAGCAGCUGCAGAGGAAGUAGUAAUGGAGAUAGAGGCUCACAAGCCACAAGGGAAGGGUUUGGUUAUUGGAGGGCUUAGCCCUUUAAGCGAAAGCCUGUGGAAGGAGAGAACCGACACUGAAUUUGUGGGUGACGUGUCAGCCAGGCUGGCUUGGAAAGAUCUAACGGUAACUGUGACUCUCAGCAGCGGAGACACUCAGAAUGUUUUGGAGGGACUGAGUGGGUAUGCCGAGCCUGGAUCGUUUACCGCGCUCAUGGGCCCUUCCGGAUCAGGAAAAUCCACGCUGCUCGAUGCUCUUUCCGGACGCCUUGCUGCCAAUGCAUUCCUUUCAGGGGCCAUUCUGCUCAAUGGCCGCAAGGCCAACUUAUCGUUUGGGACAGCUGCCUAUGUAACACAAGAUGACAACUUGAUCGGCACCCUGACGGUUCGUGAAACAAUAUCAUACUCUGCCCGGCUGAGGCUUCCGGAUAGAAUGCCAUGGGCAGACAAACGGGCACUGGUCGAGAGCACAAUCAUCGAGAUGGGACUUCAAGAUUGUGCGGACACAGUCAUCGGGAAUUGGCACUUGCGCGGUGUGAGUGGUGGAGAAAAAAGACGUGUUAGCAUUGCUGUCGAGAUCCUGAUGAGACCAAGGUUACUUUUUCUUGAUGAGCCCACCAGCGGUCUAGACAGCGCAUCAGCAUUCUUUGUGACUCAGACAUUGCGUGGGCUGUCCAGAGACGGACGCACAGUCAUAGCCUCUAUUCACCAGCCCAGUAGUGAAGUUUUUGAGCUGUUCGAUCGAUUAUACUUACUUUCUGGUGGAAAAACUGUUUACUUUGGUCAAGCUUCCGAAGCAUAUGAGGCAACAAUUCUUCUCCACUUCUGUUUUCUUCCCACGCCUUUUCUUCUCAUGUCAACUUUUAACCUUACAUCUUUACGGAACCCCUCUGAUCAUUUCCUCCGCUGCAUUAACUCUGAUUUUGACAAGUUUGAGGCUACCGAUGAUCCUCUGGAAAAAGUAACCACGACAGAAGCUAUUCGGACGCUUGUUGACUCUUAUCGUGCUUCUCAGUAUUGUUAUUCAACAAAAGAAAGGAUUGAGGAGAUCUCCAAAAUUAAAGGAACUGUGCUAGAUUCUGGAGGGAGCCAAGCAAGUUUCUUCAUGCAGGCUAUUACCUUGACCGCACGCUCAUUUGUUAAUAUGUCAAGAGACUUUGGUUAUUACUGGCUGAGGCUUGUUAUCUACGUCGUGGUCACAAUUUGCAUUGGAACCAUUUACUUGAAUGUCGGAACAAGCUACAAUUCAAUCCUGGCAAGGGGUGCAUGUGCAUCUUUCGUCUUUGGUUUUGUGACUUUUAUGUCGAUUGGUGGAUUCCCUUCAUUUGUGGAAGAUAUGAAGGUUUUCCAAAGGGAAAGACUUAAUGGGCACUAUGGUGUGACUGCCUUUGUGAUCAGCAACACCUUGUCUGCAAUGCCAUUUCUGAUAUUAAUCACCUUCAUAUCCGGUACUGUGUGCUACUUCAUGGUUCGCUUACACCCAGGCUUGUCGCACUAUUUGUUCUUCGUAUUGUGCCUUUACGCGAGCGUCACUGUGGUAGAGAGCCUCAUGAUGGCUAUUGCCAGUGUUGUUCCUAAUUUCCUUAUGGGUAUCAUCAUUGGGGCUGGAAUCCAGGGUCAGUAUCAGAAUGAUCUAAUAGGCUUAGUCUUUGACAAUCAGUCGCCCGAUCUUCCAAAGAUUCCAGGAGAAUAUAUCCUAGAAAAUGUUUUCCAAAUUGAUAUGCAGAGAUCAAAAUGGCUGGACCUCAGCGUUCUGUUGAGCAUGAUUAUAAUCUACAGGAUCAUCUUCUUCAUCAUGAUCAAAGUUAAUGAGGAUGUCACCCCUUGGGUUCGUGGCUAUAUUGCAAGACGAAGAAUGCAACAGAAAAAUGCUAGCCAAAAUGCUACAGUCGCUCUUACCCAAUCACCUUCCCUGAGGAAUUAUGUCCAAAAUCGUGCUUCUGCUACUGGCAAGAGGUAGAUAGUUUUAUAAGAUGGUCAAUUUCCACUAUGUUGGCUGCAAUUGAUGGAACUUCAUACCAUGGCAAACUAUUAUAUCUUAUAUAUAUCCCUACAAUGGAGAAAUUAUUGGAUAAUUUGUUGACUAAAUUCUCAAAUUUUUUAUUGGAAUCUAGACAUAUGGAUUGUGUAAACCAUUACCUUCAAUUGAAAAAAUACAUAUUAAAUGCUAGUAGCUGGUAAAUUGUUAUAUUUUUAGAUCUUAGAUAGAGGGUUGAUAAUUUCAUUCCCCAUGUUCUACUACUGUAAGAUUAACUUACAUAAGUUACAUUGCAAAAACUUUCAGCCAACUGCACUUGGCUAACUAACGAGAUAAUCACCAACUGAUCAUGUUAGCAGUCCUAACAGACUCCCACAAAACUCCUAACCAGCCAAGGUGAAUGGAGAGGAAGCCUCAGGUUGUGGAAUCUAAUUUUUUUUUUCGCUUCUUUGAGCAGCUCAAGAGAUUUUUCAGGAUAAAAUUAAUAAUAUUUUGUAUUGGUCGUCUUAAUUUUCGUCUCAUACUAAAUUUUUACUAUCGAAAUUUGUUGUACACAUAAAAAUGGUAGUGUUGUAUGGCGAAAGAAAGUUUUUC
This is a messenger RNA of Striga asiatica, 3354 nucleotides long. The record is from the annotation of a GenBank genome assembly. NCBI's taxonomy places the organism in Eukaryota, Viridiplantae, Streptophyta, Magnoliopsida, Lamiales, Orobanchaceae.